Messenger RNA from Girardinichthys multiradiatus, 3431 nucleotides. RefSeq names its product beta-secretase 2 (gene bace2). The record is from RefSeq and is a predicted model, not a curated record. Gene Ontology annotation, biological process: membrane protein ectodomain proteolysis; amyloid-beta metabolic process. Lineage: Eukaryota; Metazoa; Chordata; Actinopteri; Cyprinodontiformes; Goodeidae. Gene Ontology annotation, cellular component: membrane; trans-Golgi network; endosome. Gene Ontology annotation, molecular function: aspartic-type endopeptidase activity. Bases 315 to 1838 code for a protein of 507 amino acids. The transcript is spliced from 9 exons.
UAGCGUCAGACUUAACGCCGUUGGAGGUGUGGAUGGAGGCGAAUCGUCUUGGAGUAAAAUAGCCACUGUGAGAAGUUUUGCUUUCUUUUUUAUUGUCAGGUAGCAGCCUUUGGAGCAUGUUCGGGUUUUUUAUGACGAACCGAAGGCUGCGUUUCCAUGAUGGCAACAGCAACACAGCUGUUUCUUCCAUGACAUGACAGCAGAGUCGAAAACUACAGGAGCGAAAGUUUGAACAACGACUUCACUGUUUCUAAAAGUAUUCCAGUUAUUAACGUUAGAAGAAAAAAAAAACAAACAAACAAACUGCCGCAACUAUGGAAAACUUUGCCUUGUUCUGGAUUUGGGCAUUUGUUUUUUGUCUCUGCUUCGGAACGACUAAGUGUCACUUUUCAAUACCGCUGAAAAUGUACCCGGGGAAGUAUAAUUUAUCCACUGAGGCGAGUUUGUCUUCUGUUCGGGUGGUAGCGCUAAAAUCAGAUGGAGACGGCCUCUCUCUGGCCUCUGAUCCCAGCGGUACUAUCAACUUUCUGGACAUGGUCAAUAACCUCCAAGGGGACUCUGGAAGAGGCUACUACAUAGAAAUGUCUGUUGGCACUCCUGGCCAAAAGCUCAACAUCCUGGUGGAUACAGGCAGCAGUAACUUUGCUGUGGCUGCUGCUCCACACACAUUUAUUACUCACUACUUCAACACUGCACUCUCUAGUACCUACCAGUCAACUGGUCGCCCGGUAGCUGUCAGGUACACACAAGGCAGCUUGAAAGGUGAGCUGGGAACUGACUUCGUCUCCAUCCCCAAGGGCCCAAAUGGAACCAUCGGCAUUAACAUCGCUGCCAUCCUGUCUUCUGACGGUUUCUUCUUGCCUGGGAUCAACUGGCAAGGCAUCCUGGGGCUGGCCUAUCCAGAGCUGGCACAGCCCGACUCCGUCGUGGAGCCGUUCUUCAAUUCUGUGGUGAACCAGCUGGGAAUUCCCGACAUGUUUUCUCUUCAAAUGUGCGGGGCUGGACUGGCACCCAGCAGCACAGUCGACCCUCCUGCGGGCAGCCUUAUAAUGGGUGGGGCUGAACCAGCUCUCUAUCGGGGGUCCAUUUGGUACACCCCUAUCAUACAGGAGUGGUACUACCAAGUGGAGGUUUUGAAGCUGGAAGUUGGAGAGCAGAAUCUGAAUCUGGACUGUAAAGAGUAUAACACAGAUAAAGCCUUCGUUGACAGCGGGACGACACUGCUGAGACUUCCUAUCAAUGUCUUCAAUGCGGUGGUAGACGCCAUCACACGCAACUCUAAGAUCGACAGUUUUUCUCCAGGGUUCUGGGAUGGCACCAAGCUUGCAUGCUGGAAGAAGAGUGAGAACCUGUGGAAAUUGUUCCCAAAGCUCUCAAUCUACCUAAGAGCUACCAACAUCAGCCAGUCCUUCCGCAUUACCAUCCUGCCUCUGCUUUACCUCCAGCCAGUCACAGACGUGGACGACAUGGUCUGCUUUCGUUUUUGUGUGACCUCAUCAGCUAACAGCCUGGUGAUUGGUGCCACCGUUAUGGAAGGUUUCUACGUGGUGUUUGACCGUGCCCAGAAGAGACUGGGCUUCGCUCUCAGCAGUUGUGCAGUGAGCGAUGGAGAGGCUCUUUCGGAAAUCACCGGGCCCUUCUCAGUAGCAGACGUGGCGGCAGACUGCACCGUCAGCGUGCCAAAGGAGCCCGUCCUGUGGAUGAUCUCCUACGCCCUGGUGGCUGUCUGUGCCCUGAUCCUCAUCGGCCUGCUGCUGCUGCUGCUCCUACCCUGCAGGCAUCUCGACCGCGGGGAGAUCACAGAUGAGUCCUCGCUGGUGCGGCACCGCAUCAAGUGACUGCGGGGAAAUGGACGGGUGAACACAGUCAAAAGGCUGGGGAACAGCGGACAGAGCCCGUCCACAGCUGUGGAGUUGGGGGUGGGGGUCAGUCUGCACUGAUCAGCUGCACUGAAUAUCAAACUGAGUUUAGACUGCACUCAUCAGCUUGACCCAUGGAGGUAGACGAACAGACAUUUCAGCUGCCUCUUAAAGGGAAUUUUCACCCAAAAACAUCCUGUAACAACUGCUAGAGCUGAAUGUAUGUUGUAGCUUUUUACUCAGUGGUUUAUUUUUCUUUCUCCCACUUCUAAUCAAACAAGGUGAACAGUGUCCAGAAGAAGAUGGACAGACCAUAGCCUUUUUGAACCUUAAUGCACCAAAGUCUUGUGGUUCUGGUUACGGCUCAUUUUUUCCCUAAUGAGAAGACAAAUACACUAAGAGUUUGUUCUCUCUUUCUACAUCUCACUUGUCCCAGGGUAUUUAACAAAAUGUAGGACAUAACAUAUGAAGCUCCACCAAACUAUAACAAAGAGGCACAAAGUAGCUCGUCUCUUUGCUGCACAUGAACCCAGCCAUGAAUAGUAUUAGACAAUCAUAGAUAGGGAGACGGGGAGCACUUUUAGACCUGCUGUGUAUUAUUAUUCAAGGGGCACAUGAUUUUAAGUUACUGUUGAUUAUAACAGAUCUUUCCUUUUUGCAUUUUACAACACAUGCCAAUUCUUUGAUUUGGUUGUUGGGACUUCAUGUAUGCUGGCACACUAGUCUUCAGUGGAGCAACUUGACCAUGAGUAAAAUGAGUUUUGGGAGAUUAAAAAUGCUCAAAUAACCAUUGGUAGUACUAUUAAUACAGGUUUACAGAGCCUGUAGUGCCUUUAUUUCUUAGCUUUCUGCUCAGACAAACUGAUAAACCGUAUCAGCAGGUUGAGACUUACUUUCCUGAAUUGCACUUUGCUUCCAAAGUCAAUCAACAGUAAGAUACAAAGUGAUGGAUCAAUAUCUGUGGUAUGAAAUUUGUUUUUUGUAUUAUUGUAAUUUUUAUAAAUCUGUACAUGUUCAGAUUUAUAUAUUUUAGUUUAUUUGACUGUUAUUGUGCUAUUAUUUCCAACCCUGUUGCCUAAUGUACAAAGCUAUUUCAGAGCACCUCUUGUUUGACAAAGCAAACACUGCAGGUGAAGAUUUCCUGAAACACCCACUCAUUCUGGGUAGGACUACAAUUAUCGUUCGGGCACAUCUGACUUCAUGGCUACUAAAUAAAAAGUCUUGCACAUCGCUGUGACACAGCAGACAACUUCUGUUCUAGGCCCAGAUGAAUGCUACACCAGAAGGCUCUUUAGUGGAGAGACUAAUACACAUCAUCCCAGCUAUGUGUGGAAUAAUGUAGAUUUAAUCUUCAAUGAGAUGUCCUGAGCUACACACUCGUACUGUACAUCGAUGUUGCCCAAAGUCUGAGCUGUAAAACUUUCUUUGGAGGUACACAAGAAUAUUAGCUGUUCAUUUGUUUACCAGUGUAUGUUUUCUUUGUCAAACAUCGGAACUGUGCUGUAAAUAAAACAAUUUGGGACAAAUUAGACAUUUUAAAUGAAUAAAUAUUUUGGGAGCCGAAGAGAAAAA